AAUCCUCGAAAGACAACCAACGUUUACAUUCGAGGGUUAGCUCCCAGAACGACUGAUGACAUUCUUCACAAAAUAGUAUCGCGAUUUGGAGUAGUGACUACAGCUAAAGCCAUGAUGGACAAUCUUACUGGAAUGUGCAAAGGCUUUGGAUUUGCUCAGUUUGAGACUGAGCAGCAAGCUAUGAGCUGCAUCUGUGGUCUUGCGGAGUACGGAUAUCAAACGUCGUUUGCCAAGCAAUCGUUUGCUCUGCGACUAAAAGAACUUCAAGACCAAGAGUCUACGAACAUCUAUUUCUCAAACAUUCCGCGCCAUUGGGACAAAACUGAAUUUAAGCAGCUUCUAGAGUCGUACUCCGUUGUUUCCUUGAAAGUGCUCAGGGAUGGGCAUGGCAACAACAGAGGGGUCGGGUUUGCUAGAUUUGCUCGAAGAGAUAUUGCUGAGGAGGUUAUUGAAAAGCUUCAUGGUCAACCGAUCGGUGAGGGAGGCACUCCUAUUCAAGUGCGAUUUAGCGAUACAGAGGCGCAGAAGAAGUUGAAGCAGAUCACAGUCAAAAAGCGCAACUGGAGAGCACAAGAAUACCAUCUGCUCGCUGCACGCUAUGCUAUGGACGAAUAUCCCACCACAUAUGGCGGAAUGUAUCCAGUUCCUUCUUAUCCUGCUAAUCAAAUCCUACCGUAUGGUUCGCCUGUUUUUUCUAGCUCUCCGAAUGACGGAAGUUCGUCUCUCCCUUCUCAACAGCAGGCUGGGAUCGUCUACGAUUGGAAAUACUCGUCUGAGAAUGGAUCAUCGAACAACUUGAAGUACAGCCAAUCUGCUACUCAUGUCCCCAAUUAUUACUACAAAUAA
Messenger RNA from Myxozyma melibiosi, 846 nucleotides. RefSeq lists its product as uncharacterized. The annotation marks the transcript as partial. Lineage: Eukaryota; Fungi; Ascomycota; Lipomycetes; Lipomycetales; Lipomycetaceae. The record is from RefSeq and is a predicted model, not a curated record. The transcript is spliced from 4 exons. Gene Ontology annotation, cellular component: ribonucleoprotein complex; cytoplasm; nucleus. Gene Ontology annotation, molecular function: mRNA binding.